Messenger RNA from Eufriesea mexicana, 2609 nucleotides. It is a transcript of the gene Cog7, whose product is annotated as conserved oligomeric Golgi complex subunit 7. NCBI's taxonomy places the organism in Eukaryota, Metazoa, Arthropoda, Insecta, Hymenoptera, Apidae. Gene Ontology annotation, cellular component: COG complex. The coding region runs from base 402 to 2609 and encodes 735 amino acids. The record is from RefSeq and is a predicted model, not a curated record. Gene Ontology annotation, biological process: intracellular protein transport; Golgi organization; retrograde vesicle-mediated transport, Golgi to endoplasmic reticulum. The transcript is spliced from 11 exons.
AAGAUAUAUAAAUAUUGCACAUUUCGUCAAUCGGUGCGUGCGACGAUAAUAAACCUUCAAAACACUGAAUAUAUUUUAUGGCUACACGAAAAUGCUUUAUAAUGCAAAUCUAAGGAAACAAAGAAAACACAAUGAGCGAUUUAAUUUGCCGUAAUUCAAUAUAUACGAUAACAACCGUCUUCCUUGAUUCUGGGCGUCACGAAACAACACGUAAAAUACAAUGGCAAAGUGAUCGUGUAGCGAAGUACUUCUGCGCUAUGCGGCGUUAGCGAAAAAGUAAUACGACAUAAACGAAAUAAAUUGCGUAUUUGCAAAUACUGUCGUUCACGCCGAAAUCUCUAUAGUUUUCAAUCUUUCGAUAAGAACCUGUCUAAAAAUUCAUAGCGACUCCUAAAUUUAUCAUGGAUGUAUCUGCAUUUUCUGAAGAUACUUUCGAUGUCAAAGGUUGGAUUAAUAAAACGUUCAAGUCUACCGAGGCACAAGAAAACAAAGAUGCAUUCGUUUCAUCCUUGGUAAUGAAGCUGCAAUUAUAUGUGCAACAAGUUAAUGGUGCUUUAGAAGAGACUAGUCAGUCUGUUCUUUCAAGUUUACCAAGGGUUUUAAGAGACACACAGCUUUUGCAACAAGAAGCUUUAGCUUUAAGAGAGAAAAUGGUUGCUGUUAAACAAGAAAUAGAAAAGGUUGAAAAAGACACUGCCUCAUCAAUGGCAACAUUAGAGAAAAUAGAUAGAAUAAAAACAGAUUUACAGACUGCUAAACAAGGACUACACGAGGCCGAUAAUUGGAGUGUGCUUGCUACUGAUGUUGAAGAGGUAUUUGAAUCGGGAGAUGUAGAAGCUAUUGCAAAUAAAUUGUUCAGUAUGCAAAGAUCAUUGGCUAUGCUUGUAAAUGUUAUCGAUUAUGAAGAUAAAAAAUUACAAUUAGAAGGUUUAAAAAAUCGAUUAGAAGCCAUAGCUAGCCCAAAAUUAGUUCAGGCAUUUACUGCUGCAAAUUUGGAACAGUCGAAAGUUUAUGUGGAUAUUUUUAAUAAAAUGGAACGUUUACCACAACUUCUUAAAUACUAUCACAAUUGUUUGAAAGUAUCAUUAGCACAAGAAUGGCGUAGGACUAUUGAAUUAGGACAAGAUGAAACUGUUUCUUACUGGUUACAUACUUACUAUGAUAAAUUAUUAUCUAAUUGGAAUGAACAGGUGAAAUGGUGUCAUCAAGUAUUUCCAAAUACCUCGGUUGAUAUAAUAAUUGAGGUAUACGCUGAUCUGUUGAGAAGUUUAGAUCCAGGAAUUCCAGAAUGUAUCGAAGCACUUUUGAAACAACAUUCAAAUGCAACAAAAUUGUCUCUAUUACUUGAACUUAAACAAAUUACAAGGCAUUUUGCAGUAAAUCUACAAAGUGCAGUUGAAAUAUCAUCACAAGGAAAAUUGCAGAAUCCAAAAUUGUUAUCAUUAGCACAAGCAGUAUAUGCACCUUAUGUUCCAUAUGUUACAAAGUACAAUGUUUAUGAAACAGCUCAACUUGAACAUCAGCUGCAAUCUAUAAGCUUUGCGCAAGAUGAUCUAAGUGAUACAAUUAAUGCACUUUCCCUUAGUAUUUCAAGAGUAAUGGAAUAUGCAAAUGAAGCCAAUAAAAGAUGUAAACUCUUUACGGACGGUUGUAGUUAUCCUGGCUUACUAAAAUCUCUAACUAGUUAUUUUAAUAAAUAUCUCGAAAAAUAUCAAGCAGCUAUACGACAAUUAGAACGCAGAAAAGUAAAGCACGAGGAUUGGAAUUUAUUCCAAAUGUGCCUUACCUUAAUGCAAACUAUUGGUGACUUUCUGGGACAAAUUCAGCAAUUUGAAAAAUCUUUAGUAACUGAUAUUAUUGAAGCUAGUAAUAAGUUGCAAAGUACAACUGGUAGUGUUUUUAAUCAGUAUCAAAAAUUACUUUUAAAUACAUCAAGCCAAAAUGAACUAGAGAAUUUAACUGCAUCUUUCCUAAAAGAAGAAGAAACAAUUCUUGAUUCAAUAAUAAAAUCUAUUCACAAACAUUGUUCCGAUUUACAUCGUGCAACAUAUGAAGUAAUUUUUGCUCCUAUCCUUACACAGUUAUUACAGGUGCAAAAAGCACCAGCAUGGUCAACAGAAGCCAACAAAAUGACUCAUUUAAGUGCAGACCUACCUGAUUAUAGUUUUGCACCUCAGGAAUAUAUAACACAAGUUGGACAAUAUUUGAUGACAUUACCACAACAUUUAGAGCCAUUUUUACUUAGAGAAAAUCCAAGUCUCACUCAAGCAUUAAAAGCGGCAGAUACACAAUAUGCACAAAGUUCUACUGAAUCUGGUUUCACUGGUAUUUUAUUAGACAUUGUUGCUAAGGAAACAUGUCAAAUGUUCCUCGAUCAAACAUUAGGAAUUUGCCAGUUAAACUCUGCAGCAUGUAAACAACUUGCAACCGACAUAGAUUACCUUGGUAAUGUGUUAGAGGAACUUGGUUUGUCUUUAUCUGAAAAUCUUCAACAAAUGUCUGUUUUAUUAAGACUACCACCAGAUGAUUAUCAAAAUAGCAGCUCAGGAUGUAAUGCCAGGGUUGUAGCUGCUGUCAGACAAAUGAGGAAUAUAACGUUUUCCGGCUAA